UGCAUAAAUUUCCCGCGCCCCCUCAACUUUGCUCCCAAGUUUUCCCCCAGUUUCCAGGAAGUUCUAGGGUUAGGGUUUUCCUUCGCAAUUCCGACGAGAAAAAUGUUUUCCAGCCAGCUCGACGGCGGAGCCUCUCUCUUCUCCGGCAGCGGUUUCAUGGCGUCCCAGGCCGCCCAAGCCCCGGAUUCUAGCCUCUCCAAGAAUCGCGGUGCGCCGGGGGUAUUCUCAGCGACUGUGAAGCAGAUCAGCGACGCGUAUCACUCAAGCGAUGACAAGUCCAGUUUCGUAAUUGACGGGGUCGAUGCCACCAACUUUAGGCUCCUAGGAAUGGUGUCGAACAAGGUGGAGAGGACUACGGAUGUCACCUUCACCCUCGACGAUGGCACUGGCCGGAUCGACAUCAUCAGAUGGGUGAAUGAAGCUUCAGAUGCAAAUGAAACAGCUAUUCUUCAGAAUGGUAUGUAUGUCAGCGUCAGUGGCAGCCUCAAAGGAUUUCAAGACAAGAAGCGUGCUGUUGCCUUCUCCAUCCGGCCUGUCACUGACUAUAAUGAGAUUGCAUUCCACUUCAUUCAAUGUAUUCAUAUUCAUCUAGAGAACACCAGAAUGAAGGUUGGAGGUCCUACCCAAACCCAGGCAAAUCCAGUCAUGGGAACCUCUUUUGUGACUGGACCAAAAGAACCUCAAACUCCUGCCAAUCAAAUAUCAGGGCCCAAAAUCAUGAAUGGAUCAGAGAAGGACAUCUACAAAUUGGUCUUGAAUGUUUUCCAGGAACCUGCGAGCCUUGCUAGCGAACAUGGAUUGCACAUGGAUGAAGUUGCCAGGCGACUGGGGAUACCAAUCAAUCAGAUCAAGGAAGCUAUUGAUUACCAUGUUGAUGUCGGCCAUAUUUACUCUACGAUUGAUGACUACCACUUCAAGUCUGCAUUCACCGACUAAGACCUUAUUAAUCUCCAUGUUCAUGAUGCGGUGCAACGAAAGAUUUUAUUGUAAGAAAGUAUCCCUUCUUUUGCUAGCCAGUGAACUUGAUGCUUCAGCUAUCUUCCAUAAAAAUUCUGUUGUUGCAGUUGAAUUAUAGAACUUCUUAAGAAUAUAUAGAUAUUGUAAAUCGAAAUGGACUUGAAGUGUUCGUCUGGCACUUUACUUUGCGUUAGGUGUGUGCUUAAUAUUUAAUUCUAUCUCUUGA
Phoenix dactylifera (date palm) is the source of this 1183-nucleotide messenger RNA. Its product is annotated as replication protein A 32 kDa subunit A-like. Gene Ontology annotation, biological process: DNA replication; nucleotide-excision repair; double-strand break repair via homologous recombination. NCBI's taxonomy places the organism in Eukaryota, Viridiplantae, Streptophyta, Magnoliopsida, Arecales, Arecaceae. Gene Ontology annotation, molecular function: single-stranded DNA binding. The record is from RefSeq and is a predicted model, not a curated record. Gene Ontology annotation, cellular component: site of double-strand break; DNA replication factor A complex; chromosome, telomeric region.